Messenger RNA from Physeter macrocephalus (sperm whale), 3782 nucleotides. RefSeq names its product Rho GTPase activating protein 25 (gene ARHGAP25). The record is from RefSeq and is a predicted model, not a curated record. Gene Ontology annotation, cellular component: phagocytic cup. The coding region runs from base 59 to 1993 and encodes 644 amino acids. Gene Ontology annotation, molecular function: GTPase activator activity. Gene Ontology annotation, biological process: activation of GTPase activity; signal transduction; negative regulation of small GTPase mediated signal transduction. Lineage: Eukaryota; Metazoa; Chordata; Mammalia; Artiodactyla; Physeteridae. The transcript has 11 exons.
GGCGUGAAUUGAGGCAGACUCCCUGCUUCAGCAGCAACUCACCCAAACCAGAAGCAAAAUGUCCCUGAAGUUGCCAAGAAACUGGGAUUUCAACCUGCGAGGGGAGGCUGGGAAAAUAGCUCGGUCAAGGAGCGUGAUGACCGGAGAGCAGAUGGCGGCCUUUCACCCUACAUCCACCCCCAACCCACUGGAAAGACCCAUCAAGAUGGGCUGGCUGAAGAAGCAGAGGUCCCUCGUGAAAAACUGGCAGCAGAGGUACUUCGUGCUGAGGGCACAGCAGCUCUAUUACUACAAGGACGAGGAGGAUGUGAAGCCACAGGGUUGCAUGUAUCUACCAGGGAGUACAAUCAAGGAGAUCGCCACAAACCCAGAAGAAGCCGGGAAGUUUGUCUUUGAAGUCAUUCCAGCCUCAUGUGACCAGAGUCGCACAGGACAGGACUCCUAUGUCCUCAUGGCCAGCUCGCAGGCGGAAAUGGAGGAGUGGGUUAAAUUCCUUAGGAGAGUUGCUGGCACACCCUCUGGAGCGGUGUUCGGCCAGCGCUUGGAUGAGACCGUGGUCUAUGAGCAGAAGUUCGGCCCCCACCUGGUGCCCAUCCUGGUGGAGAAGUGUGCCGAGUUCAUCCUGGAGCAUGGCCUGAAUGAAGAGGGCAUCUUCCGACUGCCUGGGCAGGACAACCUGGUGAAGCAGUUGAGAGAUGCUUUUGACGCAGGGGAGCGGCCCUCCUUUGACAGAGAUACAGAUGUGCACACAGUAGCCUCCCUGCUGAAGCUCUACCUCCGAGACCUCCCAGAGCCAGUGGUCCCCUGGAGCCAGUAUGAUGGGUUCCUGCUCUGCGGGCAGCUCAUGAAUGCAGAUGAGGCAAAGGCUCAGCAGGAGUUGAUGAAGCAGCUCUCCAUCCUUCCUCGAGACAACUAUAGCCUCCUGAGCUACAUCUGCAGGUUUCUCCAUGAAAUCCAGCUGAACUGCGGAGUUAACAAGAUGAGUGUGGACAAUCUGGCUACUGUGAUUGGUGUGAAUCUCAUCAGGUCGAAGGUCGAAGAUCCUGCUGUGAUCAUGAGAGGGACUCCUCAAAUCCAAAGAGUGAUGACCAUGAUGAUCAGAGACCAUGAAAUCCUCUUUCCCAAGUCCAAGGAUGCACCCUUGUCACCCCCUGCCCCCAAAAAUGACCCCAAGAAACCUCCAGUGGCGCGAAGCUCUGUGGGCUGGGAUGCCACUGAGGACCCUCCAAUUUCUAGGACAGACAGCAUCAGUAACAUGGCCAGCGACUCAGAUGCAACCAGCCCCACUGGACAACGGCCAAGUGAUGGGUGUCUAGAAGACAAAGCAUCCAGGGAAAAGCCAGGAGAUUGGAAGCUGCAGUCACGAAAAAGGACUCAGACACUCCCUAACCGGAAAUGCUUCUUGACAUCAGCUUUGCAAGGAUCCAACAGCUGCAAAGUAGAGAUCUUUAAAAAUGAGUUCUGGUCAUCUUCUUUGGAGGGGAAGGCAGGGGAUGGGCACAGGAGAACGAUAUCUCAAGGUGUGCCACAGUUUUUCGACUCCCAGCGGACUUCCACCUACGAUAACGUCCCCACCCAGCCGGGGUCCCCUGGGGAUGAAGCCGGUACACUAUCAUCCCAGGUCUGUGACUCCAAGAGAGAUGCUCUUGCCAGCCUAAACUCUGAAACCGAGCCUGGGAAAAAGAACUCCGGAGAAGAGGAACUUGAAUCUUUGCAGAGGAUGGUCCAGGAGCUGCGAAAGGAAAUAGAAACACAGAAGCAAAUGUAUGAGGAACAAAUUGAAAACCUUGAGAAGGAAAAUUAUGAUGUGUGGGCUAAGGUGGUGAGGCUCAGUGAAGACCUGGAGAAGGAGAAGAAGAAGUCUGCAGCCUUGGAAAUCAGCCUCCGCAACGUGGAGCGCUCCCGGGAGGAUGUGGAGAGGAGGAACAAGGCCUUGGAAGAGGAUGUCAAGGAAUUUGUCAAAUCGAUGAAGGAGCCCAGGACCGAUGCUUGAGGGUCCCAGGAGCACCACGGAGACAGCCUGCAGAGACCCAGCAAUGCUCCCUUUCUCGCUGCUAGCUGAUGGCCAGGAAGCAACAUUCCUCCCUAAGAAGGAGAGGACACUCUCGGGGGGAAAACAUCACAUUUCCCAGUAGAUAAAUCAGUGGAGUUUGCAGGAGGACAAAGGUGAGCAGGGACUUGUGUGGACAACGCCGAGCCCUGGGGCUGUAUUCAAAGGGAUUGCAUUAUUCCACCGUGGUCUCAGGCCGAGUGAAGCGGCACCUCCCGUGGCUGAAUGGCUGUGUCCAAUGGCGACUCUGCUGCAGGCCACAUCCCAGGACCCAGGCAACAGGCUGACCCCAACAGAGGCUGGACUGAGGAGUUGGUUCUUUGUUUCCUGUGUGGAACAUUUCACCUAGUCAGAUGGCCUCUGGGUGUCUCUGAGACACAGGGGCCAAAAAUGAUACUCAGCUUGUGAUUUCUCAGCCACGGUGGGCUGUGUUCUGAGGGGCUGCACCUACUGAAGCCAGGACCCCAUUCUGCCACCCCGCCCCCGUGAUGCACACUCUCCAGGGCCGCAAACUCGAAAUUAGUAUUAGGCAAAGACAAAACAAGCAGUAAACUGGAUUUAUGAAAGCAAAAGCAAUUAGAAAAUUAGAUUCAAAUAAAAAAAAAAUAAAGCAGGGCUAUUGACAAUCCGUACAACACCAUUAUGAGAGUAAAAGUCUCCCCUGCCUGGGGUCAGAUGCACCCCCUCUCUGGGCACAUGGCUUGAUGAGCAGAUCACGGGCUGCAUUCCAAUCCCACUUGCCUUUCAGGGGCCACGACUGCAUAGGGCAGGCCCACUAUGAUACAGCUUCCUUAGAUGCUAGUUGGGUGUUUAGAUAGUAACAGUCAUGAUAAUAAUAUUUCUCCUGUUUCACCAAAAUGCAAGUGAUUUUACUCUUUAAGGGGACCUGAGGCACUAGAGAAGAACUGGGAGAGAGGCUUUCCCAGCCGACAGCUGACUUUUCCUUCUGCAUUAAGCCACCCUGGCCAAGGUCCCUGGUGAGGCCCCAGCCCUUGAUAGAUAGGAUGGUGGAGUCUUUAGUGGUUUUUGUCAUUGUUCUAGUUAGGUGGUCUCCAAGCUCUUUUGACCAUGUACCCCAUCAAUAGAAAAUAUUUGAGCAUACAUUCCUCAAUAUAGGUAUAUUUAUUUAUUUAUAAAUUAUACACAUGUACUACUGUAUUGCUAUAACAUAAAACAUACACAGGACAAAAAUUGAAUCAUGAUGAGAUAGAAACAAAUAUAAGUAGAUAUUCUCAAGUGUGCUUUUAGCUCUGGAAACUCCUGGCCCAAUUUCCCAGCAGGUAUUACCUGUACUAAUGUUACAUAGUUCAUCCCAUUACUCCCAUAAUUUUCUUGAACUCUUGAAGCCACGUGGCUGAAUUAGUGGUUUGGAAUCUCCGGUUACCACAGUGAGAGUUUAGCCUUCUGCAGCAUCUGUGUCUCCUCCUUUAUUCCUUUCUCUCCCUUCGUUUUCUCCCUUUUUCUCCUCCUCUCUGUGUUUUCUUCACUCUGGUUAUUCCCCACUGCCCGUGGCCAUGACAUAUUACUCACAGAGUGAAAGGGAUGGACAGGGGGUCAGUGUUUCUCAAUCCUGCUACCCAGGCCCUGCUCUGUCCACCUCCAGCCCCCCAAGGACCAGACUGACAGAGGACUAGGAUGACACCUAGAGCUCCUCGUAGAGACUUGCUUACAGUAGAUUGGGGGUGGGGAGACUGAUUUGGAACUUUAUUAAGUAAAGCAAUAAAAUAUUUGA